This is a messenger RNA of Ziziphus jujuba (common jujube), 1713 nucleotides long. Its product is annotated as enolase. Gene Ontology annotation, molecular function: magnesium ion binding; phosphopyruvate hydratase activity. Bases 116 to 1453 code for a protein of 445 amino acids. Lineage: Eukaryota; Viridiplantae; Streptophyta; Magnoliopsida; Rosales; Rhamnaceae. The record is from RefSeq and is a predicted model, not a curated record. Gene Ontology annotation, cellular component: phosphopyruvate hydratase complex. Gene Ontology annotation, biological process: glycolytic process. The transcript is spliced from 17 exons.
ACCGUCUCUUGUGCUUGGUCUCGUCAGUAACGCCCCUUCGCAGCUCUUUCGGUGCUCUCAACAAACUCUUUCCCUACACUCUCUUCUUCGCCGAUCUAAAGCUUAAUCUUCAGCCAUGGCCACCAUCAAAUCCAUCAAGGCUAGACAGAUCUUCGACAGCCGUGGUAAUCCCACAGUUGAGGUCGAUGUGACAUUAUCAGAUGGUAGUUUUGCUAGAGCAGCCGUUCCUAGUGGUGCAUCGACUGGAAUUUACGAGGCUCUCGAGCUAAGAGAUGGAGGUUCGGAUUACCUUGGAAAAGGUGUAUCAAAGGCUGUUGACAAUGUCAAUUCUAUCAUUGCCCCUGCUUUGAUCGGAAAGGACCCAACUGAGCAGGUCGCUAUCGACAACUACAUGGUUCAACAGCUUGAUGGAACUGUUAAUGAAUGGGGUUGGUGCAAACAAAAGCUAGGUGCAAAUGCAAUAUUAGCAGUGUCUCUUGCUGUCUGCAAAGCAGGAGCUAGUGUCAAGAAAAUCCCUCUCUACAAGCAUAUUGCAAACCUUGCUGGCAACAAGAAGUUGGUGUUGCCUGUUCCUGCUUUCAAUGUCAUUAAUGGUGGUUCCCAUGCAGGAAACAAACUUGCAAUGCAGGAGUUCAUGAUUCUUCCUGUUGGAGCUUCCUCAUUUAAAGAGGCCAUGAAGAUGGGUGUGGAAGUAUAUCACCAUUUGAAGUCGGUGAUUAAGAAAAAAUAUGGUCAAGAUGCAACUAACGUUGGUGAUGAAGGUGGUUUUGCUCCUAAUAUUCAGGAGAACAAGGAGGGUCUUGAAUUGCUCAAGACAGCCAUUGCUAAGGCUGGAUACACAGGCAAAGUUGUUAUUGGAAUGGAUGUUGCUGCCUCUGAGUUUUAUGGAUCAGAUAGCAAGACCUAUGACCUGAACUUCAAGGAAGAGAAUAAUGAUGGUUCACAGAAGAUCUCUGGAGAUGCUCUCAAAGAUGUCUACAAGUCAUUUGUGGCUGAGUACCCUAUUGUGUCAAUCGAGGACCCAUUUGACCAAGAUGACUGGGAGCACUACGCCAAGCUAACCAGUGAAAUAGGGAAAGAAGUGCAAAUUGUGGGAGAUGAUCUCUUGGUCACCAACCCCAAGAGGGUAGACAAGGCAAUCAAGGAGAAAACUUGCAAUGCUCUUCUUCUCAAGGUGAACCAAAUUGGAUCUGUAACAGAGAGCAUUGAGGCUGUUAAGAUGUCCAAACGAGCUGGGUGGGGUGUCAUGGCAAGCCACCGCAGCGGAGAAACUGAGGACACUUUCAUUGCUGAUCUCUCUGUUGGUUUGGCCACGGGUCAAAUUAAGACAGGAGCUCCUUGUAGGUCAGAGCGUCUUGCAAAAUACAACCAGCUUCUGCGAAUCGAGGAGGAGCUUGGUUCAGAGGCAGUCUACGCUGGAGCACAGUUCCGUGCACCUGUUGAACCAUACUAAAUUACAAAAAGUGUCGACUUCUUUGCGGGAUUUAAGCAGCGGAAUUUCAGUAGCGGUGAAUAAGUUCCAUCUGUAGAAUGGCUUCAGUCUUAUGAAACUUCAAAUGGUUUUGGCAAUAAUUUUCACAGUUUUGUUUGGUGAGCUUGAAACAGUGCUUUGUACUGACUGUUCUGGAGAACUGCAUGUUCGAAAAUAUGUAGAAUUUGAGUUGCAUCUCGAUGCUAUCAAAAAGUUUAUGGGAUGGUUUUAUCUCUUUUUGA